CUCUCUGCCUUCCCCGGGCAUCCCGGCCGGCCUCCCAGCCGCCAUGAGGGCUCUCUCCUUCCUGCUGCUGAUUCUGUGCCUCGUCUCCUCCCACCUGGCUCCAGGUGCUGGCUUUCUCAGUGGUCUCGGCCAGAGGUCUGACCACUACAUGUGUGUCAGGAAAGGAGGCACCUGUAACUUCUCCCCCUGCCCGCUCUUCACCAGGUCAGAAGGCACCUGUUACGGCGGGAAGGCCAAGUGCUGCAUGCGUUGA
Messenger RNA from Enhydra lutris kenyoni (northern sea otter), 253 nucleotides. RefSeq names its product defensin beta 1. The transcript is spliced from 2 exons. NCBI's taxonomy places the organism in Eukaryota, Metazoa, Chordata, Mammalia, Carnivora, Mustelidae. The coding region runs from base 44 to 253 and encodes 69 amino acids. Gene Ontology annotation, molecular function: CCR6 chemokine receptor binding. Gene Ontology annotation, biological process: defense response to Gram-negative bacterium; defense response to Gram-positive bacterium; innate immune response in mucosa. Gene Ontology annotation, cellular component: extracellular region. The record is from RefSeq and is a predicted model, not a curated record.